AUGGAGGCCGAUCAAUAUAAUGGGAAGACUGUACUUGUUAUUAACCAUACACACAUGGUUAGCUGUUUCGCCGGAGAUGAAUUAAACUUGGAUACCGGAGUUAAAUUUGUAAACACAAAAGUGAUAUUUCAGAAGUCAAUUUGGAGCAACCUUGUUGAAGCCGUUAUACAGUACUGUCGUGUUGUAUUUGAUAUAUUUUCUACCGAAAAACCUAUAUCUAUAGUAACCUUUGAUGAUGAGGAAAAGAUUCACUCCAUAUGGCUAAAUGAGGAUCAAAAUUUGGAUACAAUAUGGAACAUAUUUUCUCAGGAAGGUCCACCGAAGAUCUCUUCACUCAAUUUUCUUGAACGGGGUUCACUUCCAGGUUUAUCUUCAGCCUCUCAUCUCUUACAAAUGCUAACGCCACGUCAGAAGGAAAUUAAUUCUGGCGAGAACAAAGGCAGAGUAGUUGUCUUAAGCAUGUCUAUGGGUAAUAAAGUUUUGUCUUGGAUUCCGGAUAUUUUAUCGUCUUUAGAGAAGCCUAUCGACACACCCGAUCAUAUGGAUGUUACUUCAAGUGAAUGGGUUUUUGUUGACCUGUUUCCAGCUUCUGAAUUCUCAGCAGAUCUAAAUGGACUAUACCCUGAGCAAUUAGAGCUACCUAAUAAUAUAGAUCCGAAUACCCGACAUCGUUUUUUCUAUCAUAAACUUCUAGCUACCAGCCAAGAGUUGUAUCAGGGUUUAAUGCGUCUUGCAGAAUGUCAUUACAAUCUUUCAAGUACACUUGUUCAAGAUAUUCCCAUGAAGGAGGAAGCUAAUGUUAAUUCUGGUAGUUCAAUGUAUGGCGUCGAAAUUCUGCAUCGAGCUGAGGUACACGACAUGUUAAAACGUCGGGGUAUUUACGAGAAAUUAUUAGUACGUACAGAUAGUGAAAACAAUAAGUCCAUAUCACGACCACACUCUGGAUUUUCGAAAACUUUGGGCAUAAAAUGGGUUACGCCGAAGACCUCGGAUACUAAUUUCCUGCGCUUUGCCGUCGCAACAUACAGAGUAACUUUAGCAGAUGUUUGCCAUAGAGCAUCUACUUGCUUAGCUCAAUUUGUUUUAGGAGGUCGGUCUGUUGCGUUGGCUCAUCGUCUACAGUCUUCAUUCCCAGCGUUACCUAAUGAUUCUAACUUAUUAACAUCUUGUUCAACGGAUGAAGCUCUUCUACUCACUUGUCAUGGAUCCGUAAUGUAUAUACAUGUUUUAGGAACAAUUUUCCCAAUGACUCAUCCCCAGAAUAUUCCUUUAACUUCUAAUCCUAAUGUGACCCCGGGAGAUUAUCGUAUACAAGCCUUCAUUGAUCAAAUCUUACGCCCUUCUCGUCUGGCUCCGGCAUCAGCUAGAUUAAAUUAUUCAGUGUUUCCCAAAGAACGAGCCCAACAACAUAUUGAACGUCAAACACGGUAUUGGCCACUUAUGGAAUCUCAAACAUUACUGGACAAAACUAAGCUAGCUGCUCCAAUAUUUGAAAAUUUACCAAAAGAAUACCUUGAACCUAGUGAAAUAUCUGCCUGUGAAGAAUCUAUAGUGAAUAUUGUAAACUCUAUUAAACAGUACGUUUGCCUGUCCGAUUCUAGAAAGAACUCUUCUAAACGAGGAUCAUCAUCUGGAACUUUGCCUGUUGCACCUGUACUUCAAGCAGAAGCAAUUGUAAUGGCAACUGAAUUCGAUUAUAUUCUUUCCUUAUAUAGUGAUAUAUCAACUGAACAUGAACAAAUUCGAAAUUAUUGGAUACAAACUAUAAGUUCAUCAAAAACUAAUGACACAUUAAAUGGACUAAAUCGUUUGUCAAAUGAAAAUGAAUUUAAUUCAUUAAAUCUCACAGAAAUGAUUCGUCUAGCUAAAACAAUAGCAUAUGAUCAAACGAAUAUUGUUAAUUCUACCAUUCCUUUAGCACUUAUAAAAAUUAUGAAAAGUUUAACAGUUCUAUGUGAACGUCUCCAUAGGCAUACAGAUUCUCAUGAUUCCAAAUGUAUCACUACGCAAAUAAAUCAAAGGUAUGUGUGGUUUAUUUAAUUUUUACUAGUUUGAUACCAGUUUCAAAUUUAUUUUGUAUUAUAGUAACUAAUUUGGUAUAGUAUCAAAAUUAAAAACCAUAUUAAUCAGAUAUUAGUUUAUUUGGUAUACAAAAAGGUUGACAUGUUUUGCAAAAGCCUAUCUAAAUUACUUUCAUAAUUGGAGUUCUGAAAUUGAAUGAUUUUUUUUGGAUAAUCAAUUAAUAUCAGUAGUAUAUAAACCUGUGUAUGAUUGGUGGAUUGUCGGUGAAUCAAAAGCUACAUAUAUGAUGAGUUUAAUGUGAGCCUAUACACUGUUUUUGUUAGCUUAAUGAAGUUCAUCAAAAUCGGUCAGUCAUAAUCGGUAAACAGCCUGACGGAGAUGGGAAUGGCUAAGUCGUCAUGCUAACUUAGCACUAUAAGAUAAAAUUAACAAGAUGAAUAAUAAAGCAGCCGGAAUUACUGCAGUAACAUUGACAGUCAGAAAGACUAAACACUGAGAAUAUGGUUCGAGAAGAUGGAGUCUAAAGGUAUGUCUGAUGGGGUAAUAAAACUCAAAAUGUCGAAGAAUAGUGAAUGCAUUUGACCCAUUGUGUCCAAUUACAAGUAAUGUUACUCAAUCACUGGUCGUGCGGAACCUAACCAGGUAAUUCGUAUCUAUCAUGAUUUUAAUCCAUGGUCAAUGACUUCGUGAACUGAUACUUAUCUUCAUUUUGAUCAUCUGUCAGUUUACUUCCAAGUUUUCUAGGCAACGUUGCACAUCACUAAAAUAUCAACUACGUUUUUCAUUCGAAGUAUGAAGGUAAAUGUCAUUUUGUACUUUUUGAUUAGUUCAGACGUCAGACUAACCAGAUUUGUACUGCAGUUCUAAGUGGCUGAUUUUUAGUAAUCCACAUAGAAUAUAUAAUAUUGUUUCGUAUGUUAUAGUGUUAAUACCACUUCUUAGUUACUGUCGUAAUAAAAUUAUGCAUAGGGUAGAUAGGUGAACAAUUGAACAAUUACUAUUUUCUCUUAUAGUACAAUCCUUUUUUUCUUAUUCACAUUUAGAUCUGCAUGUAACCCGGUGCAAUCGCCCAAGAUGAUGGCAAUAGUUGAACCUGCUGAUCGAACAAAUUUCAUUGAUCGUUUAAAAUCUGCAAAACGUCGACGUGUACAAACGCAGAAAUUAGAUUUUGUUGGUGUACUUACUGCAGAUUCUAAAGGUUUAUGUCAAUUGUACAAAGGUUUAAAAGAUAAAGAAAAAUCCAAUGCUUAGUUGUUUUCUGUUUGCUUUAUUUAAAACAAGCAGCAUAUUUUCA
Molecule: messenger RNA, 3316 nt
Organism: Schistosoma bovis
Lineage: Eukaryota; Metazoa; Platyhelminthes; Trematoda; Strigeidida; Schistosomatidae
Source: the annotation of a GenBank genome assembly